AUAAAGAGCCCAGACAACAAAAACCAACCCCAUCCCAACGAAAUGAUCCAUCACCACACCACUUCUUCAAUUCAAGAAAUUGUACCAAUAUCACUAAGCCGGGCACUCUUCUCAACAGCACUAACUUACCAAUUCCACCCAGAGUACGACAAAGUACGCUGAAAGAUCUGAAUAUUUUGAAAAGUUUGAACGAGGAAGAAUGAGCAUCGACGUUAGAGCAAGCCGUCCCGCCGAACGGCCCUUCAUGCCGGGCGGGUUCCCAUCAUUUGUAGAACGGCCCCGGGAAGCAUCACGACCCCGGGAAUUGUCACGGCCUCGGGAACCCUCGCGGACCCCCACUUCAAGAGAAUCCGAAGCAGAGACAUCACCUAGCCGGAUAACAACAUCAUCAUCACAAACCCCAGCACCUCUCAGAGGUAUACUGAAGAACGCAAACACACCCACACAUACACCCACAGCCCUAACUCCCACGCGGCCGCAAGACCCGCUGGCCGCACGCUUCAACCGAGGCAGACAUGAGCAACAAGUGCAGAUGUACCAAGUUGCGCCUCAGUCGCCGACAUAUCCAUCGGACAGCGACAUAUACAGUACCUUCGACACCGACACUCAGUCCGUAACAGACUCGGACCUGUCAAUUAAUACUCAAGCCACCAGCGUUAUAUCAGAGUCAGACGCACCACCGAAGCCGACGAAGCCUUCAACACAAGUGAAGCAUGUCCGUCACGUGCCACCAGCAAGAAGCGUAAGGACACGGCCACGGACCCGGUCGACGUCGUCUGAGGUAACCAAGCCUCCUGUUCCGGAGAAGAAGAGGACUGUCCACAUCCAAUUCGUCCCCUCAACAACACAAUCCUCCUCCUCCCAGUCCCAGACCCAGUCCCAAGCCCCCUCCCAAUCCCAAGCACUUCAGCUCGCUCGGAGAUCAGACAAGGAUCUCCAGCACAAGAUUGAUCAGUUAGAGUUAGAAACUGACACUCUCCGAAAAGAAGGCAGUAGGUUGAGGAGGGAAGUAGACGAUGCCUCCGUCCAAUUGUCUACCCGGGGUCAGGAGAACAAGGAGAUUAUCCGGAUACUCAACCUGGAGCGGAACUCCAAGGAGCUCAUCCUCAGAGAUCUCGAGGAGCAACGGCAGAUCUCCGACGAGUUCAGAAGCAACUAUCAAUUGCAGCAAGGGAUGCUAAUUGACCUAGAGAGGGAACGGGACAGCCUCCGAAACGCCAGUGAGAGAUUCGAGAAGGAGCUCAACAGACUUCGGCGAGAGUUGGAGGACCGAGAUAUCGCUCAGAGGGAGCAGGAGGACGCACUCAGGCAUGAUAUCGACAACCUUGAGUCUGCUACAGUGAACUUCGAGAAGCAGAUUGGUUCUCGCAACAGGGAGAUCAAGGAUCUCAACAAGGAGCUCAGGGACCUGGACCACGAAGUCAAGGAGUUGACGCACGAGAGAGACAGCGCUCGAGCAGAGUCCGUUCACUUCCAAGCUAGAGUCCGGAACCUUGAGUUAGCACAAGCAAGCAACGUUCCAUUGGUGGAAGAAGUCGAGGCACUCGAGAAGGAGAAGGAGAAGCUUCAAGGCCACAUCGAGGAUCUUGAAAGCGACAAGGCUGCUCUCGAGGAGAAAGUCAAGAACUUCGAGCAAGAGAUCGCAUCCCUCAAGACACAAGUCGCCGCGAUCGAGUCCAACAAGCAAACGCUCGAAAAGGACAUCGAGACCCAGAGGGCCGGCAAGGAGGAGGUCCAGAAGCAACUCGAGGCGGCACAGUCCGAGAAGACCGAGCUCCAGGGCCAGCUAGAUGCUGCCAAGACCGCCAAAGAUGGUCUUGAGAAGCAACUCGAGGAGACCAAGGAUGAUCUUCAGAAGCAGCUCGACAGCACCAAGAACGACUUGGAACAACAGCUCGAAGCGACCAAGAGCGACCUGGGCAAGCAGCUCGAGACCUCCAAGCAGGAGCGCGACCAAGACACGCUCAACUUCAAGGACAUUCUCGACGACAAGCAGUCCAAGAUCGACGGUCUCAUGACCGAGGUAGCAGGCGCCAAAGACGCCAACGUAGCCCUCGCCUCCGAGAGCUUAGCCCUUCGCACCGAACUCACAAGCGUGCAAGCCAACCUCGUCAAUGUCGAGACCGAGCUCGGCCAAGCGCGGGAGCAGAACAAGAGUCUCGAGACGGAGAAAGGAGAGCUAACGACGCGGGCUGCUGACCUCGCAAAGCUAGAGGCAGACCUCGAAGCCCUACGCCUAGAACACGCGGGCUGCGCCGAGAAGUCCGCAGGCCUCGAGGCCGACGUGUCGAAGCAUGUCGAAGCCGCGAAGGCACUGCAGGAAGACAAGGACAAGCUUGCAGCCAGCGUCAAGGACCUCGAAGGCGGGUCGGCCUUCACAAAGCUCGUGGAGGACAAGGUCACCCUCGAAGGCAGCGUCAAGGAUCUCUCAGCCCAAGUCUCCACUUUAUCUCAAGAGAAGUCCGAGCUUGAGGCUAAGACCAGCGACCUGGAAGCUGAAGCGGCCAAGGUUGGACCGCUGACGCAAGCGAAGGCGGAGCUGGAAGCCGGGCUCGAGGGCCGGAUCGACGAGCUGCAGACCGAGGCCGACAAGGUGCCCGGGCUGACGUCGCAGGUUCAGUCGCUGAUGUCGCAGUUGGCCAAGGUGACGGUCGAGCUCACCGAGGCGAACGCCGGCCGCGCGCUGAGCGACACCAUGAUCAUGGACCUCAGGGAGCAGGUCGCGAAGCUCCAAGACAAGGCCAAGUCGCGGAGCAACUCGCGGGCCGCGAAGCGCCAGAGCAGAUCCCCGUCCAGCAGCUUUGUCUUCGUCAGAGCAAGCAAGGACAAGGAUGCCUGCUACAUUACGACACGCGAUGGCUUGAAGGGUCGGGAUCGGUCGCCGUCGUAAACUUGUGCGAUAUCGAGGCUCGAAUCGAGUCGGGGGAGUGG
Molecule: messenger RNA, 2931 nt
Organism: Annulohypoxylon truncatum
Lineage: Eukaryota; Fungi; Ascomycota; Sordariomycetes; Xylariales; Hypoxylaceae
Exons: 2
Coding region: 200-2890 (896 amino acids)
Source: RefSeq, a predicted model, not a curated record